Ochotona princeps (American pika) is the source of this 1570-nucleotide messenger RNA. It is a transcript of the gene ABHD1, whose product is annotated as abhydrolase domain containing 1. NCBI's taxonomy places the organism in Eukaryota, Metazoa, Chordata, Mammalia, Lagomorpha, Ochotonidae. The transcript is spliced from 9 exons. Bases 292 to 1509 code for a protein of 405 amino acids. Gene Ontology annotation, biological process: medium-chain fatty acid catabolic process; medium-chain fatty acid biosynthetic process. The record is from RefSeq and is a predicted model, not a curated record. Gene Ontology annotation, molecular function: monoacylglycerol lipase activity; acetylesterase activity.
GAGGGUGGCGCGGGGAAGCGGUGGGAGCCAUUGCCGGUCACGGGGCUCACUUACGGGCCCAGAUCUGGCCACAUCUUCGGGGAUCCUAGAUCUCCCCGCGCCGCUUCCAGUCGCCCCAGCGGCAGGGCAAGGGCGGUGGGCGGGGCUCGCAACCGCCGCCGGCGGAGGCGGGACCUGCCGGGAGGCCCAAUGGCGGUAACGGGAGGGGCCUCUGGGCACCUGCCGGCCCAGUAGUCAAAGUCAUCUGGCUGGCGCUGCCGCACACCGGGCAGCCGGAACCCCCAACCCAAGAUGCUGAGCACCCUCCUGAGCUUAAACAGCGGCACCUGGAUAGAUACCUUCGCCCUACUCUUGGCUCUUGGCGUUGCCCUCUACUUGGGCUACUACUGGGCAUGUGUGCAGCAGCGGCCUCAGCUGGUGGCUGGGCCCCAGUUCCUGGCCUUCCUGGAGCAACACUGUCCAGUGAUCCUGGAAACCUUCUUCCCCACCCUCUGGUGCUUUGAGGGACGGCUGCAAUCCAUCCUGCGGAUCUUCCUGCAGACUUGGCCCCCAGUCCCUUACUGGAGUGAAGUCCUUCCAACUCCAGACGGGGGCCAGCUACUGCUGGACUGGGCUGAAGAGCCUGGCAGAGACCAGCACCCCAAGCCCAGCACACGGCCCAUCGUGCUGUUGCUUCCAGGCAUCACUGGCAGCAGCCAGGAGAACUACAUCCUGCACCUGGUGAGCCAGGCUUUAGCAGAUGGCUACAGGGCCGUUGUCUUCAAUAACAGGGGCUGCCGUGGAGAAGAACUGCUGACCCCCAGGUCUUACUGCGCCAGCAACACUGAGGACCUGGAGACGGUUGUGAAGCACAUCAAGCACUACCACCCCCAGGCCCCACUGCUGGCUGUGGGCAUCUCUUUUGGAGGGGUACUGGUGUUGAACUACCUGGCACGGACUGGACAGGAUGCUGGGUUGGUGGCAGGACUGACUCUGUCUGCAUGCUGGGAUUCCUUUGAGACCACCCGCUCCCUGGAGAUGCCACUCAAUUUACUGCUCUUCAAUCAGCCACUCACUGCUGGGCUCUGUCAAUCUGUGGAAAGAAAUAGAAGCGUGAUGGAGAAGGAAGUGGAUGUAGACUUUGUGCUAAAGGCCCGCACAAUCCGCCAGUUUGAUGAACGCUACACAUCUGUGGCCUUCGGCUACGAAGACUGUGUUGCCUACUACCAAGCAGCAAGUCCAAGAAACAAGGUAGAUGCCAUCCAGACCCCUGUGCUCUGCCUCAAUGCAGCUGACGACCCCUUCUCCCCGGUUCAGGCCCUCCCCGUGCAGGCAGCCCGGCUCUCACCCCACCUUGCACUGCUCGUCACAGCCCGGGGCGGCCACAUCGGCUUCCUGGAAGGGCUGCUGCCCUGGAGGCAUUGCUACAUGAGGCGCCUGCUGCACCAGUACGCCAGGGCUGUCUUCCAGCACCCGUCUGAGCUGCUGGACCUCGGGGCCCUCACACAUUCUGAGGGCAGAGGGAGUUGACACAGGGUUCCAUUUGGGGCUGGUUCAGCCUUCCCUUUUUAUUAAACAUCAACUUUCCGGC